CCUUCAGAUCGAACUCCCGCGGGGUCGAACUCGGAUCGAGCAAAAUAUCUGCUUUAUUUCUCGGUCUAGUGAUCUCGUCUCAAGCCUUUCUCGCUCCAUCUGUUAACACCGACACGAGAAGAAGACGACGAACGCGAACCCCUCAUAAGAAGCGAUCUUCCACCACCCUAUGGACCAUGCUCCCCGAUCCUCCUCCUCCACUUCCAUCUGCGACGGAACCCUAAACCGAACUCUCAUCCCCGGCCUUCCAGAUGACAUCGCAGCACUGAUCUUGAUCUCUCUUCCUUACUCCCACCGCUCUCGCCUCCGCCCUACUGCCCGCGCCUGGUACGCCUUUCUAUCAUACUCCUCCGUCGUUCCUCUCCGCCGCCUCCUCCGCCUCCCCCCUCGCCACGUCCUCUGCCUCUUCCCCUCCGACCCAUCCGUCGUCCGCCCUUUCCUCUUCGACCCCGCCGCAGCCGCCUGGGCUCCGCUUCCCUCUCUACCCUGCAGUCCCUACCACUACGGCCUCUCCAACUUCGCCACCCUUGCUAUCGGUCAUCACCUCUACGUCCUCGGAGGCUCCCACUUCGACGCCCGCUCCUACCCCCUCGGCCUCCCCAUCCCCUCUGCCGCUGUUCACCGCCUCGAUCUCUCUGCUUCCUCGGCACCGUGGAUUCGACUACCCGACAUGCUUUCCCCUCGAGGAAGCUUCGCCUGUGCCCCGAUCGCCGGCGCCAACGCCAUCAUCGUCGCUGGCGGAGGCUCUCGUCAUGCCAUUUUCCCCUCCAGCGGUACCCGCAUGAGCUCCGUUGAGAUAUUUGAUGCUGAUUCGGGGGAGUGGGCGCCUUCCAAUGGGUUGCCGAGGUAUCGAUCUGGAUGCGUUGGGUUCUUUCGGAGGCUUCGACGGAGGCACUUGGUUGAGGAGGAUGGUGCUGAGGAGGGCGAGGAGGAGUUCUGGGUGAUGGGCGGGUACGGUGAUUAUCGGCCUGUGGCUGGCGUGGUGCCGGCUAAUGUAUAUUAUAAGGAUGUAUUGGUGCUUGGGCUGAGGAGUGGCAAGUGGAGGGAAGCUGGGGAUAUGUGGAAGGAUGGGGAGAGGCAGAAGCUUGGCCAGGUUGUUGUCAUGGAUGGUGUGGAUGGAGAGCAGAUGGAAGUUUUCAUGCUGGAUCGCAACGCCAUAUUCAGGUAUAAUUUCACAUUGAAUCGAUGGUUUAAAGAGUCGAUUCUAAGGAGAAAAGUUCCAUCAGAAGAUUCGUGCGGCUUUGUCGCCAUGAAUGGAGAGCUAUGCGUGCUAACUAAAUCAAUUCCAUUCAUUGACCCUUCCAAACCCGGUAGAGCCUUCAAGAAUAGACUAACCCUAGAGAUCCAAGCUUAUGAUCCACUGAGAAAGAAGUGGAGGUUCUUCACCACAAAUCCUCCUUUCUGCCAACCAAUAAUAGAUUUCAAGACGGCUGUUUCCUGUUCCAUUCAAUUGUGAAGAUCUGUUCGUUCUCUUAUUUUUAGUUACAUGUCAUAGUAUUGCAUAGAUUGAUGUAAAGCUUCAUCCUGUUGUUGAUGUAAAAACAUUGAUUUGUGUAUAUAUCUACGUAAAGUUCUGUAUAGAUGAGGUAUUGGGGUUGCCAAAAUAUAUGAUUUGCUAUGUACAUUUGUAUCGGACCAUGUUCAAUGAAUUGGUGAAAUUGAAGGUCAUAUAGGAAAAUAUAUGUUAUGGGUCAUUUACAUAUAUACCGCUCAAUUCCAAUGUAUUGUACAUGUCUUAAACCAAAUUAAGAGGUUCGCUUUACUUUCUUUAUGGAUAAUGACAAUG
Phalaenopsis equestris is the source of this 1786-nucleotide messenger RNA. Its product is annotated as F-box/kelch-repeat protein OR23. Bases 170 to 1456 code for a protein of 428 amino acids. The record is from RefSeq and is a predicted model, not a curated record. The transcript has 2 exons. NCBI's taxonomy places the organism in Eukaryota, Viridiplantae, Streptophyta, Magnoliopsida, Asparagales, Orchidaceae. Gene Ontology annotation, molecular function: protein binding.